AUUUGAUAUUAUUGAUUUGAGCAAUACAGUUUCUGAGCUCUUGUCUUGAGACGAGAGAGCUAAAGAUUUUAAAUAAUUGUCAUCCACAAUUGCUGGAUACAAUUAGUUUUGGAAUUGGAGAGGAAGUGGAAAAGAUGUACCGAUUCCACCCGCUUGGUGGGCCUUUGGUCCAAUUCUCCAAUGACUUCCGAACUGCCGAGAGACUUAAAGCAAAGACUGAUUUCGAUGGGGGGCUUGUGUUUAGCGAAGAUAAGUUGGAAACGAACACGAUUUUUCAAGUUAGAAUUGAAAAGAAGGUUGGAUUAUGGUCUGGAGGAUUAGAAAUCGGAGUUACCCAAGUAGAUCCAAAUUCUUUGACAGCUGAAACUGUCCCAAGAAGUGGGACGGAAAUGCGAAACGGUACUUGGUUGAUGACAAGCAGCACCAUUUUACACGAUAGUCAACCCAUAAUUGAGAAUUAUGGCUUCGACCUGGAGAAAUUAGAAGAAGGAGACACUGUGGGACUUAUGCGAACAAAACAGGGUGCAUUGGUAUUUUUCAUUGCUGGAGUAUCUCAAGGAGUUGCACUAUCCUUUGUCCCUGCUGAUAUCUACUGUGUUGUUAAUCUUUACGGAAAGUGUGCCAUGAUCUCACUUGUCAAUGUUAAUUUGUCUGAGCAAAGCACAAACACUGUGGAACAUGUUGUUCAUGAAGAAUUACCACAACAUCCAGAACUAGGAAAUUACUCAAAUACAGAAAACAACAGUGAAAAUGACAAACUUAGAUUCCAUACAAAUUUUGGGCCAUUAGUGAAAUUGUCCAACAAUCAGAGAACAGCGGAAAGACGAAGACCACUUGAAGAGUUCAACAACUCUGUUGUUCUAACACACAGACCACUUCGAGACGAUGAACUAUUUCAAGUGCGUAUCGACACGCUGAUCCAUAAAUGGUCGGGAUCUAUAGAAUUCGGUUUGAUCACUCAUAGUCCAGAAAGCUUUUCCGGAGUUGCGGAUUUCCCUGCAACGUUAACCGUCGUUGGAAAUGGAACUGUAAUCAUGAGUGGGAAUGGUGUCCUUCAUGAUGGAAAGGCCACAAACAGCCCGUACACAAAUUUCAACUUGGAUCAACUACAAGAGGGGGACAGAAUUGGAGUGAUGCGCAAGUCAAACGGCAAUGUGAUUUAUUUUGUAAAUGGCGAAUCUCACGGCGUUGCAACAAACAUAUCAAAUGGAGGGCCAAUUUGGGGAUGUUGUAAUCUUUACGGAAUGGCUGCAAAGGUUUCGAUUGUUGUUCGAAACGAGAGAGAAGAACACAAUUUGAGAGUCACUACAAGGAAUCCACAAGAUUUUACCACCCCUUCAUCCGUCAUGGUAAAUACGGUGUCAGCUGGGGAUGAACUCAUGUUUCACCCCAAUUGCGGAUUUCAUGCUGCGGUAAUUAAUAAUGGACGUACUGCUCAUCGACCAGAAUCGACAAAUGAUUUCAACCAUGGGGUCGUAUUGACUAAUAGAAUCUUGCACCCGAGUGAAAUGUUUGAGAUACGAUUGGAUAAGAUUGUCACUAAAUGGGCAGGAUCAAUUGAAAUUGGGGUAACAACUCAUGCACCUACGUCUUUGGAUUACCCAUGCACCAUGACGAAUGUAAGAUCAGGAACAUGGAUGAUGACGGGAAAUGGAGUGAUGCACAAUGGUCAAUCCAUUAUUGACGAGUAUGGGCAAUCAUUGGAUCGACUGAAGGUUGGAGAUUGCGUUGGUGUCUUACGAAAAGAGAAUGGCAACUUGCAUUUCUUUGUAAAUGGAGCUGAUCAAGGAUGUGCAGCUUCACACAUUCCGGAUAAUGUCUAUGGCGUCAUUGACUUGUAUGGACAGGCUGCUCAGGCCACCAUCAUAACUCACAGUGGUAUAAACAGCGACAACAAUUACACCAGUGAUAAUAUUGAAGACAGCAAAAGUGUGCGACAAUUGGGUGGGAGGUCGGUAAGUGGCGAGUCAAUGUUCUCUGGCGACUUGAAAUUCCAUCACCUGCAUGGGAAAAAUGCGAGGAUUUCGAGCAAUGGUCUCACCGCGUGCAGACCAAAUGCUUUGGGAGAAUUUAACGCAGCAAUCGUUGUCAGCUCCCGUGCUCUAAAGGAUAACGAACUGUUUGAAGUCGUCAUUGAGCGCAUGGUGGAUCGGUGGUCGGGCAACAUUGAGGCUGGAGUGACCAUGAUUAAGCCAGAAAAUUUAAUUUUUCCUAACACAAUGACUGAUCUAGUAGACGAUGGGAUUGUUCCGACGACAAUUAUGCUCAGCGGUUCUUCCAUAAUGAGUGGUGGAAACACUAUCACAAAUCGUUACCUCUGUAAUCUAGACUGCCUUAGCGUCGGGUCCAAAGUGGGAAUGAUGAGAAAAUCGGACGGAAUGUUGCAUUUCUUCAUCAACGGAGAAGACAUGGGGGCAGCUCCAAUCGAAGUUCCAUCGAGCGUCUUUGCUGUGAUUGACCUGUAUGGACAGUGUGCACAAGUGUCAAUAACUCGUGUUGGUGAUGUGUCCCUUGUUUCAUCACAAGCUGUUGACAGCCUUAGUUUCCCAUUUAAUGAUACUAGUCACCGUUUCUCGGUCUGCUGUGGGAAAAAUAUUGUCCUGAAAAAUAACAACUUGACUGCAACGCGUAUUCGUCAUUACAACAAUGCUCUAAUUUUUAGUUCGGCUCCGCUGGAUUUCGAUGAGACAUUUGAAAUACGAAUCUCGGAAAUUAAUUCCAAAUGGACCGGUGCCUUAAUGCUUGGAGUCACGUCCCUCGGUAUCAGUGAUGAGUAUCCAUCCUCACACAUUCCGGCAAAACUAAGUGCAAUUUGCUCAGACACUUGGUUCAUUAAGGAAUGCGCUGUUUACAAAAAUCACAGCCUUAUAAGAGACAACUAUUGCGUCAACCUCAACCGGUUAUGCGUAGGAGAUCGAGUUGGGGUUAAAAUAUCCCAGGAUGGAACCUUAAGAUUCCUUAUAAAUGGGGAGGAAAUGGGAUGCGCUGCGACAAAUGUCCCAAAGAGAAUGCAUGUGGCAAUUGACUUGUUCGGCUCCUGUGAAUCAGUCUUAAUCACCAGCACCAUGAAAGCAAUGACAACCUCGUCCAAAGAAGGUCUGGAUACUAAUGCACUUGCUGAGUCGGCUCUUUCGGUUCCAGAAGAUAAUUCUCCAACACAACCAGGCCCCAGUUCACCAAACACAGCUAUAAUCCCCUCUACAACUACAAAACGCUAUUCGUCCCCACUUGCAUUUUCUAGCAAUCACAGUCGCAACAUUGAACUACUCAAUGGAAAUUUCACAGCUAAACGGACGUCUGGAUACCAAGGUUUUGUAUUUAGCAAUCAGAUCCUACAAAAAGGGAAAAUUUUUGAGAUAAGAAUUGAUCAAAUUAAUCCAAAGUGGACAUCAAAUUUGAUGGUUGGCGUUCUAGAAUGCAAUCCUGAACGAAUUCAAUUUCCAUUCAACGCAUUAGGUUUGAAAAAAGCAUGUUGGCUUGUUAUGGGAGAUGAUGUAUUUCGAAAUGGAAUAAGAACUUCAGAAAAAAUUGGAGUUGACCUCAACACUCUCAAAGUGGGACAAACCGUUGGGUUGAUGGUUGAUUCUGCACACAAUUUACACAUAAUUGUAGGCAGCAUGGACAAUGUGAUUGCAUGUAAUGUCGGAUCAAGGUGCAGAGCUCUUGUUGUUUUGUAUGGAGAAGCAGAGCAGAUAACAAUUCUUGGGAAGGAAGAGGAAAAGGAAUUAUCAUUGAAGAAUGAGCUGACAGAGAAAGAAGUGUUGGUCGGAAUCUCAAGAUCGUCAAUAGAUUUAAACCCAAGAAAGUUUUGUGAAUAUUUAGAUGCCUGCUUGCGCUUUAAACGCUCCCUGGUCAUUCCAGAUGCAUUUUUUGUUCCAACGGAACCCACCGUAUGUUUUUGUGAGCCAUGUAUAAAAUCUCGAGGUGAGAAGGAGCUGAUUGGCAAGCAAGGGGAUCCGCCAGUGGAAUACACAUUGCCACUGGGUUGGGUUAGAUUCCCGAUUAACAUUAUUAUAGAUAACCUCACCAGUAGCACUUCUUGUAAUCAAAAUGCGAGCGGAGCAAUGACAACGAGCACUAGCAGCUUGAGCAACGUUUUGACUACUUGGCAUGUAGCGUAUCAUGGCUUGGAAAUCUUUCGCGUGCGCGACGUCAUGGAUUGUGGUCAACUUAUUGCCGCUGAUGGAGAAACUGCUUGUGAGGAGGAAAAGGAUGAAAAAUCUGACAAUGCUGAACUGAUAUUUUCCAACGUAUUGGAGUAUGCUGCCAUUCCCGAGUUUUCACCAACACAUUCCUUCAUUGAUUCGAGGACAAGGAAAAGAUUAGAUGCUCGAGUAGCUCUUCAAAUUCUCGUUCAACCAAAUUCAUACAAAGUCGGCUCCCCGACCCACCCAAUGCCAAGUCGUCUCUUAACAGAGGGGGGAAUAAAUUUGGACAAUAUACAAUGGUCGACGAAAGAACAAGGAUCAACCCAUGUUUCCGCACUUUUGGUCAAACUUGGUGGAUACUUCAAUGACUAGUCCUUUACCGAUUUUGUGUUUUUAUUUUUACUAGUUGUGUACUUAUUCUAGUCUGGUAACUGUUUUGCCGUAUAUAUUUGUAAUGCAUUGACUGAAUUUUACAUACUUUUGCACCCAAAUAAACAAAAUCUAUUUACAAUA
This is a messenger RNA of Folsomia candida, 4661 nucleotides long. RefSeq names its product neuralized-like protein 4 (gene Neurl4). Gene Ontology annotation, molecular function: ubiquitin protein ligase activity. The coding region runs from base 135 to 4520 and encodes 1461 amino acids. The transcript has 25 exons. The record is from RefSeq and is a predicted model, not a curated record. NCBI's taxonomy places the organism in Eukaryota, Metazoa, Arthropoda, Collembola, Entomobryomorpha, Isotomidae.